Messenger RNA from Penicillium coprophilum, 1269 nucleotides. RefSeq lists its product as uncharacterized. The coding region runs from base 1 to 1269 and encodes 422 amino acids. The record is from RefSeq and is a predicted model, not a curated record. The transcript has a single exon. NCBI's taxonomy places the organism in Eukaryota, Fungi, Ascomycota, Eurotiomycetes, Eurotiales, Aspergillaceae.
AUGUCGAGUGCCUUGUCCGCCAUUGAUACUUCCCCUGCACCGCUCAACUCCAUCCAGGCGUGGUCCACACCCAUCUCCUCUGGGCCAUUCAAUUUGGUGACGAUCACAUCAGUUGAAACGGAGACUAUCUAUCCUACGUGGAUCUAUACAAUAUCUGGUUCCGGACCUGAUCCCAGAGUCACCACUGUCCUUGACUUCCUAUCGUCAACACUGAGCCCAACCCCGGUGAUCCUGACAACGACUCAGCUGUCUACAACUAAGCAGGACACCAUAGUAUCGACUUCCAGCUCUACAGCAAUCGUGAUCUCGGAUCCCCCGGUCUCGACUCUGGUCCCAACCUCGGUCCUAUCAAGCCCAAUGGGGGACUCUCCUACUUCGACAACUUCUGACGAUCUCUGGUAUUCUGAUGCUCCUAGCAGCACAUGGACUCCACCGAUUCCAUUGACUAGCUCGAGUAUAUUUCUUUCGUCAUCAUUGCCUGUCUUGCCGGAGACAACCACUAGCUUCUCAAGCUCCAUGAGCUCCAGUAGUACCCCGGCCAGCUUGAGCAUCAUACCAUCAACCACACCUUCGAUCCCGCCAUUCAUUGGAACCGCUACAAGCGCAGCCUCUUCAGAAACAGCCGACGCCGACCACUCAACCCCUCCAUCCUCUAAAACUGGAACGAUAGUUGGGAGCGUCAUCGGAGGAUCAGCAAUCACGAUCUUCGCCCUGCUCGCCUGCGUACUUUGUUUUCGUCGUCGACGACGAAAAAUAGUAAAAGAGCAUCUAGGUAUCAGACAGAAACUAAUACGAGGCGACUCAACAAGUUCAUCAAUCAGCCACCAUCACCACUCCCGCUACCACUCCUACCCCUCGAUCCCAAGCAACAUCGGCCUGCGAUCACCCACACUCCCAGUCAUCCCGCUGCAACAGCAGCCCUCAAAUCAAGAUCUAUCGCUGGACAGUAUGUACCUCCGCGGCGAGACAACACGGGACCCCUUCGCGGACCCGCCGUCUGCAGUCAUCGAGAUCUCAGCCCCAUCUCGCUCGGUCUCGCUCUAUUCUACUUCUUCCCGGGGCGCUGGGCGAGGUGGGCAGGGGUACUGGGACUGCGAACGUGACGGUGCGGAUACCCUCGCUGUACCGCAUCAAUACUUGGAUACGCCUAUGAUGCGUGACAGCAUGCGCAGUGACCCCUUUGAUCUUGAUCUUGAGCCUCCGCCGAAUGCUCACCACCGCCGGUCUUCUGUUCCUUCGAUCCCGACUACGUGGGGGCUCAAGUUUUAG